Mangifera indica (mango) is the source of this 653-nucleotide messenger RNA. Its product is annotated as transcription factor bHLH167-like. The coding region runs from base 69 to 578 and encodes 169 amino acids. Gene Ontology annotation, molecular function: DNA-binding transcription factor activity, RNA polymerase II-specific; RNA polymerase II transcription regulatory region sequence-specific DNA binding; protein dimerization activity. Gene Ontology annotation, biological process: regulation of transcription by RNA polymerase II. Lineage: Eukaryota; Viridiplantae; Streptophyta; Magnoliopsida; Sapindales; Anacardiaceae. Gene Ontology annotation, cellular component: RNA polymerase II transcription regulator complex. The record is from RefSeq and is a predicted model, not a curated record. The transcript has 3 exons.
CUUCAUUUCAUCUUGAAUUCCCAUUCCGUUUUUGUUUUUGUUUGUUUUCUUGUGAAUUUAAGAAAAUUAUGGAGCCCAGCAACCACUCAUCAUCAAGAAUUCAGAAAAAUAUGAAGGAGAGAGAUCGAAGAAUGUACAUGAAAGACCAGCUUUCCCAGCUUGCUUCUCUCAUUCCUCUUCAGAGCGCUAGGUUUACAGUGCCUGAGAUCUUGGAUAAAGCAACAAGUUACAUAAAGCAAUUGCAGGAGAAUGAAGAACGUCUUAAAAGAAGGAAAGAGCAAUUGAAAGGAGAAGAGAAGACAACAUGUAAUACUAGUACUGAUGAAUUACGUACUAAAAUGACUAUCAGACACUAUGAUUCUACUGUGGAGGUGAAUCUGAUUUGUGCGUUGGAUAAAAACUUUCUGUUACAUGAAGUUAUAAGUGUUCUUCAGGAAGAAGCAGCUGAAGUUGUGGAAGCUUCACAGCAUACUGCUGGUGAUAAACUCAUCUUCAUAAUCAAGUCCAAGGCCACCAGUCCUAGAAUUGGUAUUGAAGUUUCAAGAAUUGAACAGAAACUCAAGGAACUGAUUCUCUGAAUGAUCCACAAAAACUGAUUAACCCUUUAUCUAUGCGUGUAAGACAAUCUAAACACAAAUAUAUAUUGAUUCAAU